UGGCGCGCGCGCGCGCGCGCCCGCCGGAGGCCUGAGCGCUGCGGCGCGUGCGCGAGCGGUGCGGCACCGGCCGCGGGAGCCGGGAGUAUUAUGGGCUGUGGGCGCCGCGGAGCAAGAUGGAGCUGUCUGCAGUGGGCGAGCGGGUCUUCGCGGCCGAAUCCAUCAUCAAGCGGCGCAUCCGCAAGGGCCGCAUCGAGUACCUGGUGAAAUGGAAGGGCUGGGCGAUCAAGUACAGCACUUGGGAGCCCGAGGAGAACAUCCUGGACUCGCGGCUCAUUGCCGCCUUCGAGCAGAAGGAGCGGGAGCGUGAGCUCUACGGGCCCAAGAAGCGGGGACCCAAGCCCAAAACUUUCCUGCUGAAGGCGCGGGCCCAGGCCGAGGCGCUCCGCGUCAGCGAUGUGCAUUUCUCUGUCAAGCCGAGCGCCAGCGCCUCGUCGCCCAAGCUGCACUCGAGCGCGGCCGUGCACCGGCUCAAGAAGGACAUCCGCCGCUGCCACCGCAUGUCCCGCCGGCCGCUGCCGCGCCCCGACCCGCAGGGCGGCAGCCCCGGGCUGCGGCCGCCCAUCUCGCCCUUCUCGGAGACGGUGCGCAUCAUCAACCGCAAGGUCAAGCCCCGCGAGCCCAAGCGCAGCCGCAUCAUCCUCAACCUCAAGGUGCUCGACAAGAGCCCGGCGGCGGGCGCGGCGGCGGCGGCGGGCGCGGGGGCCCUGGCGCGCCCCAAGGUGCCGUCGCGGAACCGGGUCAUCGGCAAGAGCAAGCAGUUCAGCGACAGCGUCCUGCGCACGCAGCUGCGCCACGUCAAGCUGGGCUCGUUCGCGCUCUACAAGCCCCCCGCGGGCCCGCUGCCCCCCGCCGCCGCCGCGCCCCCCGCGCCCGCCGCGCCCGCCGCCCUCGACGCCCGCAGCUCCGCCUCCUCGGGCUGCCCGUCGCCCGCGCCGCCCUCCUCCGACCCAGACGACGCUCCCCCGCAGCUGCUCCCCGAGGCCCCGGGCCGCGCGCACUGGCGGGAGCCCGAGGUGCUCGACCUGUCCCGCCAGCCCGAGCCGGGGGUCGCGGGCGCGCGCGCGCCCCCCGCCCCUGCCGCCGGCAGCCCCGGCUCGGCCCCGCCCGCCGCCGCCGGCCCCGAGCCCCCUGCCGACGCCGGGGACUGGCGCCCCGAGAUGUCACCCUGCGCCAACGUGGUCGUCACCGACGUCACCAGCAACCUCCUGACCGUCACCAUCAAGGAGUUCUGCAGCCCCGAGGAUUUCGAGAAGGUGGCCGCGGGGGUGGCGGGCACCGGCGCGGGGGGCGGCAGCGGCGGGGCCGGGAAAUGAGGGGGGCCCCCACCUCCGCGAGGCCGGGCGGGGCGGGCCGGGGUCCCCCUGCCCACCCGUGCGUGUCGCCCCGCCCACGCGCCCUCCCACCCCGCCCGCCGACCCUCUGCCUGUGCUUUGCUCGUCUCCAAACCUCUGCGUGUGGACCCCCGCCCCCUCCAGCCCCGCGCCAGGGACCCCAAAGUUGGAGCACCCCCCCAGUCCCAAGCCCGGAAGGAGGGGCGGUCCUGGGACGGGUUAGAGGGGGCUGGGCCGGGGCACCGCUUCUCUGCGCCCUCCCUGCCUGCGCACAGAGGGGCCCACUGGGGCCCCCAGAAACUGGGGUCCAGCUGCCCCUCCUCACCUCCCCACUGCCCCGUGCCUCGCCCCAGCUUGCUCCCUUUUCUUGCCCAGCUGGUUUCUCGGUGCUAACCUGGCAGCUGCGGGGGGGGGGGGGGGCCCUCCAGAGCUCCCCCAACCCGAGUGGCCGCGCCCCCCCUGGGCUGAGGCCCCGCCCCUUUCCUGAUUGCCAUCUGGAAGGUGGGGGGUGAGGAGGGCAGGGGCCGCCCCGCCCCCCCCAGGCCCUCGGUUUUCCACCAAAGGUGCUUCCAGGAGCCGCUUGGCCCCCCGCUGUCGCCCCGGUGCUGUCUGCAUCCUUGUGGGCUCCCGCCCCACCCCCCCAGUCCCACAAAACAGGGUCCAAGACCUGGGCUGUCCCCGCCCCUCCCAGCGCCCCGUGGGUGCGGCUCUGGCACCCCGUUCUUCUUGAGGUGCUAGCAGACAUGGCACGGAGAGGCAGGCAGACGGGACACCCCCCUCGCCCCCUCCCCAGGACAGGCCUCGGCCCCCCCCCCCCAGCUUCCUUACUGUGCUGCCUCCCCAGGACCCGGGCGGGAGCUGCUGGGAGGAGUGAGAAGCCGCAGGAGAACGGGGUGCGGGGUCCCCACUCAGCACCUAAGUGUGGGGUGGUUUCCUCCCAGCCCCCCUGCCCCCGCCUCCCGGGUUUGGGGGCACCUCUCCUGGACUCCACCCACCCACCCACCCUUUGUGCUGGCUUCAUGGCCAUCCAAGUGCCAAGUGGCCCGUCCCCCCCCCCAAGGGCUGGUAUGUCUCCUCUGUCUUAGAGGUGAUUCCCCCCCUCCCCGGGGGCCGAGACAGGUGACCCCAUAGAAACGUGUUUCUGAGAGAGUUCGUGGCAUUCGUGACCUUUUUUUGUAAAGAAGUUGUUUUCAGAGGUGAUUUUAUGACAGGAAAGUGAGAGUUAGUUUUGCAAGAAAAGAAAAACAAAAAAAAAAAGAGGGGGAAAAAAAGAAAUAGAAAAAAAUAAUACCGUGGGGUUCCUAGGGGAGGGGCGGGGCGGGCGGGAGAGAUAUUUAAAGAAACAAAGUAUCGCGGUGAUUGCACAUGUGAGGACUUGGGGGGGCGCCCCCUCCCAGGUCGCGGUGGCAGGGGCCAGAAACGUGGGGGUUGAGGGGAGCUGAGGGGGGGGCAGGAGCUGCUGGCUUCUUUCCCCGGCUCUGUGGGGGUCUGUCUCCCUCCCCGGCCCCCAAACACGUCCCAGAGCGUCCCUGGCCAGUAGGGGGCGCGGGCUCAGGAAGGGGGAGCUGUGUUCUCCAGGAGGGUCCCCCUCCGGGACACUGGCGUGUGGGCACAGGGUCAGGAGGAGGCCCCCUCGCCUCUCCCAGGGGUGUCCGUCGGGCCGGCAGCCCCCCAACACUUGCACGGAUCAGCCCCCCCCCCCCGCCCCCAGCCCCCUUGCUGCUUCGCUGUCUGCCUAAGCUGGCUGGAGGCUGCCGUCUGGUUCUCUUUAUUUUUAUACGUGAAAUGCCUCCCAGAGCCCGAGCCGGUCCACGUCGAAUAUUGGGGUGUCGGUCACCUCCCCGCUGUGCCUCCUGCCGGCACCUCCCGUGCCGGUGUGCAGUGAGGCAUGGGCUCCAGCCCCUUUUCUCCUCGGGCUCCGUGGGAGCUCUGCCCCUCUCUUGCCCCGAGACACCGGGGUGGGGGGCACCCCCUUUCUGAGUGGGGGGGGCACUUCUUGGCCUGGAAGGCGGCUGCGCAGCUGGGGAUGGGGAGGACCCCCCCAGGCGUGGCGGUGGGCUGCCUCCUCCUGCUUUGGGGUUCUGUUGGGUUUCUUCUUUUACUUCCUUUCGGGUUUUUUUGGGUUUUUUUUUUUUUUUUUUUUUGCACUUGGCCCGAGCCCGGCCAGAGGGUCCCCAGCCAGAGGGUCCCCCGCCUGGCCAGUCCCGCCCUGUGGCAGCACCCAUGGCCGUGUUGGCUUUCACGAUUCACUUUCGUAGGCGCGAGAGCAGGGAGGUCUGCCUUGCAUCUCCGCCUGCAUCUCCGCUUGGAGGGGGAGACCCCAGGAUUCGGGCUGCCCCCCCAGAUACUCCCCCAUCCAGAUGCAGAAAUGUAGGGAUUGGAAGAAAGGGGUCUCUGCGGGCCCAUCUUCCAGGUUGGUGGGGUCAGCACCCCACUCCUGCCGCUGGAGGCAGAAGGGGCUAAAGGGGACCCCAAGACCCCGGGUGGGGGACUACGCCCCCCGCAGCCCGGGCUCGGGGAGGUGCAAGGCAGGGAGACUCGGUUCUAAUUUAAAGAACAUGGAGGCCGACGGAAUGGGUCUUGGACCCGCGCGUGGCCAUCACGGAGGGGUCCCGGUUACCCCAGGGGUCCCGUGCAGGGGUGGGGCCACGCCGCCUUCCUCCAUGGGACCAUCCAGCUCCCAGCUGGCUAAACCUGGCCCCCCGCUGGCACCGCUGACCUCUCCCAGUCCAGUGGGGUGUGGGAGGGGGGCUCCCAGCCUGCUGGGGCGGGGACCCCCCGCAGGGCAGGCUGGGCAGUGAAGGGCUGCCCGGGGGUGGGGGUGGGGGUGGGGGGGUGGGUUUUGGUUCUUUUGUUCCUGAUUUGGUUCUUGGGGGAGGGCGGGGCUGUGCCGAAUUUUCUCUCUCGUCUUGUACGUUUUUUUUGUUCCGCUGCUCUUCAAUAUCGUACCAAUGCCAGGAAGGGGGGUGAAAGCCUCCCUCUUGCCCUCCCCCAAAUAAAUGGUCACAUUCCGAAGCUCA
Molecule: messenger RNA, 4354 nt
Organism: Sorex araneus (European shrew)
Lineage: Eukaryota; Metazoa; Chordata; Mammalia; Eulipotyphla; Soricidae
Gene: CBX6
Product: chromobox 6
Exons: 5
Coding region: 117-1316 (399 amino acids)
Source: RefSeq, a predicted model, not a curated record